Messenger RNA from Rhodamnia argentea, 1702 nucleotides. RefSeq names its product phospholipase A(1) DAD1, chloroplastic-like. Gene Ontology annotation, biological process: lipid metabolic process. The transcript is spliced from 2 exons. Gene Ontology annotation, molecular function: glycerophospholipase activity. NCBI's taxonomy places the organism in Eukaryota, Viridiplantae, Streptophyta, Magnoliopsida, Myrtales, Myrtaceae. Bases 159 to 1232 code for a protein of 357 amino acids. The record is from RefSeq and is a predicted model, not a curated record.
UGAGAGUUGCCAUUCCAUCACCUAGCAAGCACCUCGCCCCUCUCUUCAAACCCACUAAUCCAUACUCAUACUUCCGCCAGCUCAAGCACCCCGGCACGGGCCGCACCGCCGUCGCCAUCGCCGCCUCCAACCGCGUCGCGAUUCGCAAAAAGAAAUGGAUGGAGUACCAAGGGAUCAACAAUUGGGAAGGCCUGCUCGACCCUCUCGACGACCACUUACGCCGCGAGAUACUCCGCUACGGGGAGUUCGUCGAGGCCACGUACCGCUCGUUCGAUUUCGACCCGUCCUCUCCCACCUACGCCACCUGCAAGCACCCCCGGAGCUCGCUCCUGGCCCGCACCGGGUUCCGAGAGACCGGAUACCGGGUGACGCGCUAUCUGCACGCCACGUGCGGGGUCCAAAUGCCGCAUUGGGCUUCUAACGUCGCUAGUUGGAUGGGCACGCGGUCAAGCUGGGUCGGUUAUGUGGCCGUGUGCGAGGACGGCAGGGAGAUCUCGAGGCUGGGGAGGCGGGACGUGGUGGUCGCCUUCCGAGGGACCGGCACGUGCUUGGAGUGGAUCGAAAACCUCCGCGCCAACUUGACUUGUGUGGGCGGCGACGGCGGAGUGGAGGGGGAAGGGCCUAUGGUGGGAAGGGGGUUCUUAAGCUUAUUCACAUCAAAAGCAGCCACUAACAUGAGCUUACAGGACAUGAUAAGAGAAGAAGUUGCCAGAAUCAUCAAAAUGUACGGCGACAAGCCCCUCAGCUUGACGAUCACGGGCCACAGCCUCGGUGCCGCGCUCGCCAUCCUCAGCGCGUACGACAUAAGCUCCAACAUGCCGAACGCACCGAUGGUGACGGUCGUAUCGUUCGGCGGGCCCCGCAUCGGGAACAGGACCUUCAGACGCUUCCUGGAGAAGAGCAAGGCGAAGGUUCUCCGCAUCGUGAACUCGGACGACCUCGUCACCAAGGUGCCGGGGCUAAAGGACGACGUGGCGAGGCUCCCGUGGUUGUUCCGGGGACGCACAGAGCAGGCGCCGUCGGCGUACGCCGACGUGGGACGGGAACUGAGGCUGAGCAGCAGGGAGUGCCCGUACCUCGGCAGCGCCAACCUCGCCACGUGUCACGAGCUGAAGACGUAUCUUCAGCUGAUUAGUGGGUUCGUGAGCUCCAAGUGUCCUUUUAGGGCUACAGCGACGAAGGUGCUGAGUGUGAAUAACAGCAGAUCAAGGGUUAAAAAGCCAGUAUCUUAAUUAGUACGAGAAUCAUGCAUGAACGCAUGCCAGCAAGCCUUUCUCACUCCCUUUCGAAGAGAUACUUGCUAUGCAUCCGAUUCAUGCGAGCCGAAAUACAUUCCAAAAAGUAGGGUAAGAGAGAUCUCACCGGAGGCCAACAUGAUCAGUGAAUAACCUCGAAUUGGUCACGACUCGCGCACGAAUCAUCAGCAUAGGAUUGUACGUUUUCGUGCCAUCGUUUAGGGGGUUUAGAGGACAAGAACUCCAUAGAUGGUGGGGGAAGGUGUCGUGAGAAAGUAAAUUUGGCGUUUAUAGUAGUUUUUCAACUCCUGGUUGAAAAUAUCAUGUCCACUUAUAAAUGUAUCUGUGCUCUGUUGUUAAUGUAUAGAUUACUGGAAAAUUCCCGGAGUGGAGCAUUGCUGAGUUCCAUUUCCUUCGCAUCUCAAAUCAUUAUUGAACAGAUGAAAUUCAUGUUGGUGUUCUUGGAU